Messenger RNA from Erythranthe guttata (spotted monkey flower), 2007 nucleotides. RefSeq lists its product as hypothetical. NCBI's taxonomy places the organism in Eukaryota, Viridiplantae, Streptophyta, Magnoliopsida, Lamiales, Phrymaceae. The record is from RefSeq and is a predicted model, not a curated record.
ACAUAUAUUUUAAUUUAUUUUUUUGUAUGCACGUUUUGCUCCGUCGUCUAUGGCGGAUAUCUAUCGAGAACACGGCGACAUCGGGAACAGUGGCCACGGCAACGGUGAAAUUAGCCGGCACGAAAUUCAAUCCGCCAUUGCCAAAGCUGUGGAGCUCAGAGCUCUCCACGCCGCUCUGAUGCUGGGAAACAGCCCCGCCGCCGCCGCCUCCGCCGCCAGUAUCAGGUUCCCGUCUCCUUCCCCAAUUUCUCGCCAUGCUUCGCAUUUAUCUGCCCAGGAUUACCCUGUUUUCACCCCUAGUUACGACGACGAACCGUUGCCGGGAUACCAACAGCAAAUUGCAGCGGAGAACCGAAACUACUCCGAGAGUUGGGGGGCCCACACCUUAGACGAAACCGAUUACAGAACAACAAAUGGAUCUUCGAGAAAAGCAUUCCCGUAUUCGGAUUCGACCAACUUCGAUCCUCAUGUAUGCCCUGCAGCAGAAGAUCAAAACUCCACAGUAGGUUCUAAUGCUUAUAACAACAGCAGCAACACUAAUGCUGCUCUUCACAAAGCUUCGCCGGGUCCCGAUUAUUAUUCCAAGUCGAGGCGAAAUAGCAUGGGCGACAUUCAAUCGAUUUCGUCCUGCAACAAUUGCAAGCCAGCUGUAAUAAUAAGUGCCGAUCCGGACGGGCUCCACAAGAACGGUAGAAAAUCGAACAUUGUUGUUCCGUUAACGGAUUCGCACUCAUCUCUUCACCCACAGCCGAGAAACAAGGGGCUCGGACUCUCGUGGCUGUUCCCUAAUCUGAAGAAGAAGAAGAACAAGAACAAGAAUGAAGAUUAUUCGCCCUCGGAAGAAUAUUAUCCACAAAUUCUCAAGAAAGAGCUAAUGGAAGCGAACGAGAGCAGAGAUGCGGCUUUGAAUGAGGUUUCGGAAAUGAGGUCUUCGUUAUCGGAGCUUAAUCAGAAGCUGGAGUAUCUCGAGACUUACUGCGAAGAACUCAAGAAGGCCUUAAAACAAGCCGUGCAAUUCAAGAUUUCCGAUCAAUUGCCCGUCGAAAAGCUCGUAAAUAUUCCUCACAAGAGUGGAAAUGGGGAAAACUCGAUGCCCGUGAGCGAGGAAGUAAUGGUUGAAGGGUUCUUGCAAAUAGUAUCGGAAGCGAGAUUAUCGGUGAAGCAAUUCUGCAAGACUCUAAUCGGACAAAUCGAAGAAACGGACCCCACUUUAAUCGACAACUUGAACUCGCUCCUUCAACCGUACAAACUGUCCCUCGACUCGAAAUACUCGAAAGCAGUGCUGUACCAUUUGGAAGCCCUCGUAAACCAGUCGUUGUACCAAGAUUUCGAGAACCCCAUUUUCCAGAAAAACGGGGCAACAAAGAUACUGGACCCGCAGCAAGACCGCUUAGCCCGAUUCCAAUCAUUUGUUGCUUUGAGGAAUCUCAGUUGGAACGAAGUGUUGAGAAAAGGGACCAAGUGUUACAGUGAGGAGUUCAGUAAGUUCUGUGAUCAGAAGAUGAGUGGGAUCAUCGGGUGUCUAGGGUGCACUAGGCCGUGGCCGGAGCAGCUGCUUCAGGCGUUUUUCGUCGCGGCAAAAUGCAUAUGGCUGCUCCAUUUGCUGGCGUUUUCGUUUAAUCGGCCUUUGUGUAUUUUGAGAGUCGACGAGAAUGCGGUUUUUGAAGGGAACUAUAUGGAGGAUGUUUUCGGUGAUAGGCAAAGAACACAGGGUGCUCCGAGCAGGGUGAAGGUUAUGGUGAUGCCUGGUUUUUAUGUGCUGAAUACAGUGCUUAGGUGCAAGGUUCUCUGCAGGUACAAAUCUGUUUCCUAAUUAGAACUACUGUCAUUUUUUCUUAUUAAUUUUUAUUUAUUUAUUUUAGUUUUCAUUGUAAUUUCUAUUUUGUUGUUGAAUAUUUAUUUAUUGCUUAGAAGGCUUGUGUUUAGGUUUAUGAAAAAUAUGAAAAUGUAUGUGGCUUUAUUUAUUGUACAUAUGUGGGGAAUUUCUAAAUAUUUUUUUUCGAUAAG